GUCAUUAGAGACUGUGUGAAAAGAGAAGAGAAGCCAUUGAAACGUUUUCGUUUAUACAUUCUCAUUUUCUUCUUCUCGAUCUUUCUCUCCCUCUCUUUGAAGUUUCUCAUUGGUUAGAAAAAGGUUCCCACUUUCUUCAUUUUUGAUUUUAUCUUUUGUUCUUCGUUUUCAGAUUCCUUCUUUGCAUGUUCGUGUGUGUGAUUUGGAAUUAUCGUAAUGGCGUACGAGGAAGACUUUAAGCAAACUUCUGAAGCCAAAUAUGAUUGUCUUUUGUUUGAUAUAGAUGAUACUCUUUACCCUCUCAGUUCUGGUUUGGCUAUGCAAGUGAAAACGAACAUUCAAGAGUAUAUGACUCAGAAACUUGGUAUUGAAGAAGCUAAAGUCCAAGAACUGUGCCUCGCGCUUUAUAAAAUUUAUGGAACUACUAUGGCUGGUCUCAAGGCUGUGGGUUAUGACUUUGACUACGAUGAUUUUCACAGUUUUGUUCAUGGGAGAUUGCCAUACUCAACAUUGAAGCCUGACCCAAUUUUGAGGAAUAUUAUUCUUAGCUUGCCUAUCCGCAAAGUUGUUUUCACGAAUGCAGACAAGGCUCAUGCAGCCAAGAUCAUUUCCAAGCUAGGCCUAGAGGGCUGCUUCGAAAAAGUCAUAUCUUUCGAGACUCUGAACCCCAUCAACAAAACUGAAACUCCUCAUGAUACCAAAACUAGAGAAAUCUUCGACAUAAUCAGUUACAUGGCAAAUCCUGACCCCCAAGUCGAACUUCCAAAGACACCAGUUAUAUGCAAACCAUCUGAAGGAGCAUUCGAACAGGUUUUCAAGAUGGCCAACAUCAAUCCUAAGAAGACAUUGUUCUUUGAUGACAGUAUCCGCAACAUACAAACUGGGAAACGCGUUGGUCUCCACACCAUAUGGGUUGGGACCUCACAGAGAGAGGAAGGAGUAGAUAUGGCAUUGGAGCAUAUUCACAACAUUCGUGAAGCUCUUCCUGAACUAUGGGAAGCUGUUGAGGAAAAAGGCGAGGAGCUUAGAACCAGGCAAAAGGUCGCCAUUGAAACCAUUGCUUAAACAAGCAUUCACUUGCAUGCAUUUCACAGCAAAUAGUAAAAACAAAAUAGCGUGAAAAACUACUGAACUAUUCACUCCUUUAAGAGUAAAAAUAUUGAAACUGGGGGGAAAUGUGAGUACUGAGUAGUAAUGAAAACAAACUUACUUUAUUGAACAAUUGCAACAUUUGGGUUUAAUC
Molecule: messenger RNA, 1243 nt
Organism: Camelina sativa (false flax)
Lineage: Eukaryota; Viridiplantae; Streptophyta; Magnoliopsida; Brassicales; Brassicaceae
Source: RefSeq, a predicted model, not a curated record